GCGGUUUCGUUUAUUAUAGUUUUAGCUACACCCCUAAUUGUACCAGCAUUGUCCUCCCCCUUCUUCCAGCCUAUCAAAUUCUCCCGAAGCUACCGCACCUUAAGCCCCUCCAGGAGUAACACGGCAUUUAAACCACAGACAUUUCCCCGACGCUCACGAGACUGAACCUCAUUCUUGAUCUUAUUUCUGAUUCCUACACGACUUGUACCUGCUCGCCCAGCAUGCGCACUUUAUUAUUCUCCAUCCUCGCAGUUGUGGCAAUCCUAUCGGGCUCGACGCUUGCCGUGAAGGGUGUGAUUAGCGAUACACUGACCUCAGAUGAGGAAGGCUGUCUUUCCCUCUGUGGAUUGAAUGAUGCUUGUCUCCUGGCAUUGUAUCAAACGGAAUGUCGCGAAUGCUGGCUGAUGGAUUGCUCACUCCAAUUCAUGCCAGUUGGCUUCACUGGCGGAGGAAAGGAUACGAUUAAAAUCAAACCCACCUGCGAUAGCGCCUUAGUACCCAAGCCACGAGAAGACGGAUGCAAGGAUGCGCCUGCGGCGACUACGAGCGCGGCCGCUGCCACGACCACGAGCGCGGCCACUGCCACUACCACGAGCGGCGCGGCUAGAUCGAGUGAGACGGGCGUCAAGGGUUCUGCAACUUGGCGCACAAGCAUUGAUUGGUUGCCUCUCGGCGCUGUUGUUAUGGCAAAUAUAGUGGUUGCUACAUAAGGAGGGACCUUAUACAGAGGGUUCACGUACCUAUACAAUAUCUGGUUGAGGGCUGGAGGCGCAAAGGACUGUUAAGAUCCAAUCGGGGAUCUCACAAGUAUCAUAGUAAUGUUCAGUCAGGCGCCAACUGAGACGACCUCGGGGUCGGCGCCUAGAAGUCACGUGACCGACAGACGCGACAGAUGCUGUCAAAUCUGUCGCAGACCCGACAGCGUCUGUCAAGUCUGCCACGUGUCCUAUAUAGGAACUCGAGUAUGAACCCUCAUACUCGUGUUCAACCUGUUUAUCA
This is a messenger RNA of Paraphaeosphaeria sporulosa, 999 nucleotides long. RefSeq lists its product as uncharacterized. The transcript has a single exon. Lineage: Eukaryota; Fungi; Ascomycota; Dothideomycetes; Pleosporales; Didymosphaeriaceae. The coding region runs from base 222 to 710 and encodes 162 amino acids. The record is from RefSeq and is a predicted model, not a curated record.